AUGUCUCUCCAGCCUUGGAUCCAGCAGCUCUCGCAACUAUUGCCACUCGACAGUAGCGAGCUCGAGCAGAUAUUGGCCUACAAUAGUUCUCUUCCCAAAGAGGAAGCAACCAAGCAUCUUGGCGACCUUCUUGGCGAUACGCCCGAGUCAGCAGCAUUCAUCGCAGCCUUUAACAGCCGUGAAGGCGACCCAAACGGCGGCGCGACUCAUCAAGCAGAUAUCAAGAACGCGCAAGCGGUCCAACCGCCACCUUCAGCUCCGGCCGACCAUGAGAAGAGACAUCACAUUACUGGGACUCCAUCCGAUGCCGCACCUGGCGACAGCAAGGUUGGCGACAGUGCAUUGCCACCAGCCUACGCUCCACCGGUCUUCGCACCACCACCAGGCCCGCAUCCAGGCUCUGGACUAGCAGAUCGUCGCAAUCACACCAAUGCAGUCAUUGAAGCUGCUCGUGUGAGAGCUCGGGAUGAGCAGGAGAUGCAGCAAGCAUUGAUGAACCUGCAAUACGAAUACGGAAUCUACAACUCCGACAUCGAGCCCGAGCAUGAGUCGGACUACCCUUGUAGUUGUCCGAUCCACCGGUAUCAGGCGAUGAAGUGGAGACGAUAUGGCGUGCAGGACAUGUGGUCGAAGGCUGUCAGGUAUCCUGGCGAGCACUCCUACAACGACAACAUCAACAACUCGAUCUUCACGCGUAAUCCAUACAAAUUCCAGGUGGUGUCUCCAUUUGGCUAUGGAUUCCAGCGCCAAUGGACUUAUGGCGCUACUGUUAGACCUAACCCUGGCUAUCACGCCCGAAGCAUUCAUCAAACUAUUGACUUGAACAACAGUCUCAACAAAGAGGCACAGAGCAAUAUCGACGGCAAGGAGCCCAAGCACAGUAUCUGGAAUGAUGAUGCUGUCGAGCUCGCUAUGUCCAAGCUUAGCAUGAACGAGAAGUCUAAUGGCGAUCGCAAAGGCUCCGUGGCGAAUGGCAAAGAUGAGAAGGGAGCAUUGCGCGAUGAAAAAGCCUCUGUCCGCCCAGCGUUGAACUCCGUCGCCUCGCAGAGCAGUGCGGCCGACCAGCCCAAGUCUUCAAGACUCUCCAGCUUCCGCAAAUCAAUAGGCAUCAAAACAUCCGACGAACGCUUCGUUGCCAAAGCCGAAAAGGCUGGUACCCAAGGCAAAUCCCUGCGUGACCAGAUCGUGUCCGAAGAAAAUGGCCGCUGGCCCGACGAACAAUGGCGCUAUAUCGUUGCCAACUACCAAGAGAAAGUAGGCAUGACGACCAUGAUCGCCGAACUCCGUACCCGCAAACCAACCCAAUACCUCCAUCUCCUUCGAGCAGGCUACUUCGAACCCAUCCCCGUAGCAUGGGCUGCGCAAGCGUCCAACCCGCUCAAAUUCAGCAUCGAGGCGGCAGCAGGCUGGCGAGGCAUCACCCCCGCCUGGCGUGGCUACGAAGACACAGCGGAAGAACGUCUCUACUGGGUCCUGAACCACCGCGUCGGCAGCGUCGGAAUGCGCAUGAAGCCCGACUUCAUUUCCGAGAUGAACAUGGCGCGGGAUCGCAUGGCCAAGGCCGUGGAGCCGCCGCCUAGCUACUUCGAUGCGCAGGAUACUUGUCAUUUACAGCAUACGAGUGAAGGGUAUUCGAAGCAGGUCAUGCCUGCUCCGUUCCGGGCGUAUGAUCGACCGGAGACGGCGAGCGACGAUACGAUGGUUUUGUUGGAUGUGAGUGGGAGUAUGGAUUUUGAUCCGGUCAGGCCGAUUUAUGAGCAGUAUCUUAUUACUAGGUGGACACGGUCGACGCAGCCGAAGAAUAAAGAUGUGGCGAAAGCGAUUAUUCGCCGUUUCACGGAUGCUAUGGCAAAUCAUGAUCAUCAGUCUGCUGGCUAUGAUCUUACUACUUUCUCCGACCGAGCCAGCUAUAUCGGUACCAUUAACCACAAAAACUUGGACCACAUGUGGAGAGGUGUACGUCUUGGUGGCGGUACUCGUGUCAUGACUGGGUGGCAGAAAGUGAAGGAGUUGCACUUCCAAAAACACUCCGAAUCAGCAACCUACCACCCAAUCUACGGCUGGCAGGCCGGUCCCUCGACCCCUAUGCUCCGCCUCCUGCUCCUCCUAGAUGGCGAAGCAACCGACAUGGAUGAAUUCGAGCUUGAUCUUCUCGGCUUGAGUUGGGCCCACGUCACGAUCUUCCUGAUAGGUGUAGAUGGUUGUCCACAUCAUCAUCGACAUGCGAACGAGCUGCAGCGGAUCAGCGAUGUGAACCAUCAUGUUAGUUUUGUGGAUGCGCAGGGGAAUUGUCCGGAGAGGUUCGUGACGCAUGAGUUGUUGAAGAGGCAUUUGGGGUAUGAUAUUAGUAUGAGGGAGUUUGAGGGGAUGGAGGAGUUGCCGGCUUAUACGGAGUGA
Molecule: messenger RNA, 2397 nt
Organism: Recurvomyces mirabilis
Lineage: Eukaryota; Fungi; Ascomycota; Dothideomycetes; Mycosphaerellales; Teratosphaeriaceae
Exons: 4
Coding region: 1-2397 (798 amino acids)
Source: RefSeq, a predicted model, not a curated record